AACACCGUUGUAAAUUCUGUCCGCGAAUAAAUUAGUGAAAAGUAGUUUUUUCUCGACAAAUUACGCCACACGUAGCAAAAAUCAGUGCUAAACAUCGAUCGCCACAUAUUGUGUAAUGAAAUACAGACUGUUCUGCCGAAAAAGUGAUCAAAAAGUGCUUUAAACGUGACGAAAAUAUACGUAGCUACUUAUACACUUGUAGUUGUGCAAGAUUUAACGCACUUCCGACAGUGACAUAUGACAUUGACACUCCAGUGUUGCUAGACUAGAGAAACAAAAAAGCGCAGAAAAAGAUAUUGCCACAGGAAAAAUAAACUACUAUUUAAUAAAAACUGGUUAAUUGCGGAAAUGGGAAAUAUGGACGCACAGAUGGAAACGCUUUUUCUAAAACUGAGGGAAGAGAUGAAAAUCCAAACAAAAACAUUAUCAGAAACUUUAUCUACUACUAUGGAUAAAAAAUUGAAGCCUCUUCGAGAAGAGAACGAAAAACUCAAGGAAGAAGUAGGAACAUUAAAGACGAAAGUCCAUAUAUUAGAGAAGGAGAAUAGGAAAAAUAACCUCAUACUUCAUAAAGUUAGUGAAGUCGAGACAUCCAACAACGAUCUAUUACAACUGGUUGUAGAAACAUUGAAUAAACUAAGUGAAAACGCAAGUAUGGAAAAAUGGGAUAUCUGGGAAAUCAGUAAAGCACAAAGACUUGGGAAGAAAGGAGACAGACCAAGACCAAUACUAGUGACAGUAACAUUAACAUGGAGGAAAAUCGAAGUUCUUAAGAACAACAAGCAGUUCCAUGACAACAUCUAUGCUACUGAAGACUUUCCAAAGGAGAUUCUUAUGAGGAGAAAGGAGCUGAAAGAAAAAAUGAAACAAGAACUAGAGAAUGGAAAGAAAGCGUACAUCCGAUAUGACAAACUUAUUGUAAAGGAUGUUCCGAGUGGAAACGAAACUCCUAAAGAAAAAAGGAAGCGAUCUCCCACCCAAUCUCCAAAUAAUGCUCAAGGGAGCUCAGAGAAUCCAACCGAAGCACUUGAGAAAAAACAACCAAGCAAAAAAAAUAAAGUAGAUGCUUAUGCUCUUAUGCGUUCGAACACAAAGCAAUAACAAUUAACAGGCAUCCGGGAGAAA
Molecule: messenger RNA, 1125 nt
Organism: Cydia strobilella
Lineage: Eukaryota; Metazoa; Arthropoda; Insecta; Lepidoptera; Tortricidae
Exons: 1
Coding region: 349-1101 (250 amino acids)
Source: RefSeq, a predicted model, not a curated record